This is a messenger RNA of Salvelinus sp. IW2-2015, 2802 nucleotides long. The record is from RefSeq and is a predicted model, not a curated record. Lineage: Eukaryota; Metazoa; Chordata; Actinopteri; Salmoniformes; Salmonidae.
AUGUAUACGUGGAGACUGUGGCGGAGAUGGCAGACCAUGCCUGGUACCUGGGAAGUUACCUACCCCUUCACAGGAAGGAGAGAGUUCACAGAUCUGCCUGUGCUGAGACGGAGAGGGAAACAGAGGAAAAGGACUACAAAUACACGAAUACCCAAGCGUCUGUUGGAGUCGUGGAAAGUCAGUGUGCUGGAAGCUGAGUUUCUCCUACCUGACCUGCUGAAGAAUACUGCUGUCUCUUCUUCCAUGGCCUUUAACGGUGAAGAGCGGGUGUCCUCCCCACUGCCUGAUGAAAAAACAUCCGAGGCCCCCUCUUGUUCCUCCUUUAACCUCACUGCACCCCCCUCCCUCAGCCCUACCCCCAACAGAAACAAACAUCCCCCUGCUGCCAACCUGACCGUAGCGAACGACAGUAGCAGCAAAAAGAAACCCUGCCAGAAGAAGAAGAYGAAGAGGAAGGGUCUGGCGGAGAUCUUUGGUCAUAUAYCUGGAAGUCCCACAGAGUCACUAAGCAUCCUAGACCUGGCCAACCAAAUGCCUGCUGCCMCAGCUGAUCCACMGAAAYAAGAAGAUCCCAAGGACUCUCCAUACGCAGACCUGGAUUCUGUACCAACCAUUGUGCGUCCCAAACGGUCUGAGAAACCUGCUAAAGAAGACACAGAGAAACSGUCUGAACCCUCAAAAGAGGAGGCAGAGAAAGGGGGCAAGACUUCUCCUGAAAAGGCCAAAGACAGGCGUGUGGGCAUGGUGGUUCCUAGGCAUGAAGUUCCUAUAUCCUCAUCCCCAAGCGUUUUAGCAAAAAAAUCUCUUUUAAAUUACAGAACUACAAAAAACACAAAUGUUUUACAGUCAAAACAGAAGUUGGGCAGCUCUUCUGAACUGACGAAUAAAAAUGAUCAUGAUAAGCACUCUCUGCAUCUCCCUGCCAGCAGACGUCUGAUGACCAGGGCCCUGAAAGCAGAGAAGGAGACAGAACUCAAAGAGGCUCUGCUGGCCUCAAGCCAAAACUUGAGAGACGAUAGGCUUAAUGUGCAUUCUUCUGAUGAUGAUGAUGUGAGCGAUAACGUUCAGAUCAGAGCAGAGUCGURUACUAGCAGGGAUUCUUCACCAGACAAAACCAGAUCCUCUGCUAGCUCUCCUAAAAAACAGCCCGAGUCUGAUUGGAAGCAGCACCUCCACAACGGCUCGUGGAAAAACUCUGAAGAUGUGACUCCAGGGUCCAGUAAGCCUGUCAUACCCCCUAUUAAGGUCAAGGAAGAGAACAUUGUCUCAGACAUAUCCUCCUGUUCUUCCCCCACCUCCUCUCUCUCUCCCAUGGACGCUUUCCAAGAUAUCAAGGAGCUGUCAUUCAAAUCCUUAGUGAAGGAGGAGAGCGACUCRGGGGACUCUAACACUAARUUUAAACCUGAGCCUAAUUACAAGUUCAGUACUUUCCUGAUGCUCCUGAAGGACAUGCAUGAUACCAGGGAGAAAGAGGGCAAGCCCCUGACCAUGCCUCCCUCGCCAGACCUCAUCAAGGAAGAACCCAUGGUCAUACCCACCGCCCAACCACCAGACGACCCCCUUAACGCUGCUGCUGGCGGGGACUGGAUGCCGGCGGGGACCAAAAUCCAAAACGGCCAGCAUGCGAGCUCGCCAACAACCAAGAGAACACCGGCCAAACCCAAGUCUAAAAAUAAACCCAUCAUAAAAAACGAAACGUACAAACUUGAAGGGAAAACAGUGCUGGCUCAGAUGGUGGCGAACGCAGUGGAGAAGCAGCAGCGGAGGAAGCCGAGGCCUCCAGCCAAACUCCGGGCCACCAUCGCUGGUCUCUCUCCCGAGAUGGCCGACRUAGCCUGGGGGAGGGAGUUUGUCUCUGGGCACGCUGACCUGGCUGAGCCUGGCCUCGGCCCUCCUCUUCCUCCUGUCCCCUCCGCUGUUGACUCCUCAUCCUACCUCGACAAGAGCCCGGGUACCAAAGUGGCCCCUAAGAAGCGCUGGCAGACGUUUGCGCAGCAGGGGCCGGUGAAGCCAGGGAAGGAUGCAGAUGCACUGGGUGGGGUGGCCUCACCGCAGGGGCCUGUGGAGGUGAAUGGGAUCUACAGAGACGGCCAGGGAGGGACACCAGACCCCAUCACGUCCCAUGAUCUGAACCUGGGGAUGGAGAAGCAAGAUGACACAUCAGCACAUUCUGAAAACAAACGGCUGAGGAAACCCAGCAAAAGACUGCUGGAAUCCACAGAGGAGGAACAAUUCUUCUCCCCGAAGAAAAAACUAAAGAAACCUCUGGAAUCUUCCAAAAAUCCUCUGAGCCCUUCCACAGUUCCAGGCCCAGCCCUGCUAACAUCCACCUCUACCCCCAGCCCCACCCCCACCCCUGGCCCUACCUCUGGGGAGCCACCAGCCAGCCCCACCCCUGGCCCUACCUCUGGGGAGCCAGCCAGCCCCACCCCUGGCCCUACCUCUGGGAAGGCCAGCCAAGCCCCACCCCUGGCCCUACCUCUGGGAAGCCAGCCACCCCCACCCCUGCGUCCUACCUCUGGGGAGCCAGCCAGCCCCAACCCCGCGGCUCUACCUCUGGGAAGCCAGCCAGCCUCACCACUGGCCCUACCUCUGGGAGCCAGCCAGCCUCACCACUGGCCCUACCUCUGGGGAGCCAGCCAGCCCCACCCCUGGCCCUACCUCUGGGGAGCCAGCCAGCCCCACCCCUGGCCCUACCCUCUGGGGAGCCAGCCAGCCCCACCCCUGGCCCUACCUCUGGGGAGCCAGCCAGCCCCACCCCUGACCCUACCUCUGGGGAGCCAGCCAAAACCAAGGCCCUAG